This is a messenger RNA of Penicillium vulpinum, 1173 nucleotides long. RefSeq lists its product as uncharacterized. Lineage: Eukaryota; Fungi; Ascomycota; Eurotiomycetes; Eurotiales; Aspergillaceae. The record is from RefSeq and is a predicted model, not a curated record. The coding region runs from base 1 to 1173 and encodes 390 amino acids. The transcript has 4 exons.
AUGUCGACCACUUCGACGACAUGGCCGUCGGAUGUGAGCCCUCCUCUUACGACAGAUAAUGACCAUAACCAUAGUGGACUAGUUGUGGUCAUCACCGCGGUCAGCUUGUGUCUGGUUUUAUUUUCUCUCGCAGCGCGCAUGUUCUCUUCUUACCAUAGGAAUAGAUUGCAGCGCGAUGAUUAUACAUUUGGGGUUCUCGUGCUUGCAGCAAUCGUCCAGAUUAUAAUCGUGUUUUGUGAGGUCCACUAUGGGUGGGGAACUCCGAUCGAUGAUAUCGAGAGCACAAGGAAAGAGCAAAUGUUGAAGGUGAGUUGUUGUGGACGAGCUCAAAUCCUUUUUCAAUCCUCUAGGAUGAUUGACAUUACGAAGAUAGUAUAUGCUGCCGAUAUCUUCUCCAUUGUUGUGCUCGGCCUUUCAAAGAUGACAUCUUGCAUGUUCUAUGAAGGCCUGUUCUCCCAAGUACAACGUCGAAUUCCCUACGUCAUUCUUCGAGUCAUGAUUGUAUGGACAAUAAUAUCCGUGCUUCUGUUGGGAAUUCGGUGUUCUUCCAAACCCUGGUCCGAUAUCAGUGCCGCUGAGUGCAGUGGAUUGCCUCCCCGCUGGAAAGCCAUAACAGCCCUCGACAUUUCCACUGAGGUUUUACUCCUUGUAUAUGCCGCACUUGCAAUCCAUGGAGUCAGGAUAUCGACAAAGCAAAAGAUCGUCGUGUUUUGCGCCCUCGAGAGUAGGGUUUUGCUCAUCCCCAUCGCUGCGGUUCGUCUGCACUUCAUCCUAGUCCAACUCUCUUCAAAUGAUCCAACUCUACUUGGGUCCUUUGCCACGGUAUCGACGGAGAUAUACAUAGGCUUAAGUGCCACCUGCCUCUUGACGGCCUUUCUCAAGUCUUUUAUUGCAGUUUACGAGGACGAUAUUGGAAUAACAUAUACAUAUCGGCAGCCGUCAAAGUCUGAUUCUCGGUCGAGAACCACUGCGCCGAGGGACACACUGUCUAGCAGGUUCUCCCGUAGUGUGAGAACAGGGCGAGGAAUAAGGGGCUGGGAGCGAGAAGAAGACCCGAUUAUCGAAUCAUCCGGGGGUAUUCAAGGGUUACAGAUUAUGAAAACGGUGCAAUUAAGUGUGCGAGGCGAGUCGAUAGAGCUAUCAAAUCGAGGGGGAACUACAGGUGCCCAAUAA